Ricinus communis (castor bean) is the source of this 4182-nucleotide messenger RNA. RefSeq names its product probable serine/threonine protein kinase IRE4. The record is from RefSeq and is a predicted model, not a curated record. Gene Ontology annotation, molecular function: ATP binding; protein serine/threonine kinase activity. Gene Ontology annotation, biological process: intracellular signal transduction; peptidyl-serine phosphorylation. Bases 609 to 3920 code for a protein of 1103 amino acids. NCBI's taxonomy places the organism in Eukaryota, Viridiplantae, Streptophyta, Magnoliopsida, Malpighiales, Euphorbiaceae. The transcript has 17 exons.
UUAAACAAAGUUAAAUCUAUAUUCCCUCUUAAUUAAUUAUAUUCACUUAGAAUUGACACUAUCAAUAACUACUAUUCAGAAUUGGUGCCUAAUUCAAAAUCAGUAUUUUAUUAUUCAAAAUUGAUGUCUUAAUUUAAUGAUAAGAUUAAGCCCAUUCUUGUAAUGGAUACCACUAAUAAAAAUAAAGUAAUUACUGAUCAAAUAAAAAUUGAGAAUAUUUUAGUUUAACAAUUUUCUAUUCGGGAGUUUUUCUCCAUACCGACAGAUUAUGACAUUUUUAAAGUGGACAGCAACAGCACAAAAAAAAAAAAAAAAAGGUAAAACCAUUUUAUAAUUCGUCAACGGAUACAAAAAGGAAAAAAAGGAAAAAAUGGUUUUCCAACUAACCACCUCAAAAAAAGACUCAUUCUACUAUCCGAGAAGAAGCGCCUUCUUUGCUUUUGCUGCUAACUAGAAGACAAAUAACUCUAACGGCUGCCAAGUAACAUGUCGUUUCACAAUCCUGAAAAACACAAUCCAAAUCUAACUAACUUACUUCUCUCUGUAAGCAAUCAAACACUAAUGUACUUGUUAUAGUUUUCAGUUUGUUUUUAAACGGGAUAUUCGAUAUGAUGAACGAAUCAAACCAAACGGCGACCGAUAUUCCGUCCGGUUUGAAUCGGAUUAAGACGCGCCGAGUUCAAAAUCCGGACGAUGAAUACGUAACUUCACGGCCUCCUCUGAAGGGAAAGCAAAAGCAGAAUAGCAUAUCUCAAAGACAAAGGACAUUAAAAGGAGAAGAAUUCCAUAAAGGAAAGAAGAUAACUCGAUGGCUCGCUUCAUAUUUUUCCAAGGGUACCAGCCAAGUUACUGCUGAUGUUUCUUCAAAUAUUGAGAAGAGGAGCUUGGAACAUAAGACACUUGACAAAUUUGAGCAGAGACGAAUAAAAUUUGUCAAUGGGGAGAAUCAUCUUGAUGGAAAUCAGCCUUCUGUGGAGAUCUUAAGCCAGAGUAAAGCGUCAAAAGGCUUAAAAAGCUUUUCACAUGAAUUAGGACCAAGGGGUGGCAUCCCACCUGCUCAGCCUCGGGCUCAUAGUUAUAGCGAUUUGAAGGAACUACUGGGUUCAUUUCAUUCAAGAUUUGAUGCUGCUAAAGAAGUGGUGAAUGCAGAACUGGCCAGUUUUGCAAGGGAUGCCAUGGAUGUCCUUGAGAUUAUUGACUCUUCAUUGCAAGAAGAGUUGAAAAUGGCAGAGGAUCUUCUUAUUCUUGCUCAACUGUGUAUGGAGAUGGCCUGCUCUCAGUUCCGUCUCAAGUGUGAAAUCAUUGUUCAAGAUCUGACUGAGAAAAGGCUACAGUGUCAAACAGGACUUGUAAAGUGGCUAUAUACUCGCAUGCUUUUUAUAUUGACACGCUGCACUAGACUUUUGCAGUUUCAGAAAGACACUGAACCUAUUGAUGAGAAAUCACUUCGUAAAUUAAAAAAAUGCUUAGAAAGUGUUCCUUCUGUUGACAUGAGCUGGGUUGCCAAUCAUGUGAUUGAUGAUACAGAUCUAGAUGAUGCUUUAAAUCAGAAAGGUGAUAUCAAACGAAAGUUGCAAGGACAGAAUAAUUUAUCUUCUCUUCCUGAAGCAGUGUGUUGUGGUUCUCAAGAGUCAGAUGAUCAGAGUGGAGUAACUUCAGGGAAGGAUUCUCUGGAUUUUGAACAAAAGUUAUCAUGUCAGAAGUCCAGAAAUGAGUCCCUUUUUGAAGUGCGUCAGUUUUGUGAAACUGAUAAAAGUGCCAUAAGCAAUUCAGUGAACAAUUCCAGUUGUUCACUUCAUGAUCAGGAAAAAUUCUUAGAUGAUUCUCUUCAAGAACAGGAACGAGUUUUAGAUGGAUCUGAUUUGGUGAUUUGUAGAAUAUGUGAAGAAAUUGUUCCUAUUUCUCAUUUAGAAUCGCAUUCUUAUAUAUGUGCAUAUGCAGAUAAGUGUGACUUAAAUUGUCUAGAUGUAGACGAACGCCUUUCAAACCUUGCCGAGAUGUUGGAACAGAUUGUAGAGUCCCGUAAUAUGAAUGUCCAUCAAUCACAUGGCAGUCCUGAAAAUUCAAGACCCCAAAAUGCAAAUUCUGCCACAACUGAAGCUUGCUCUCCUAAGAUAAGUGAAUGGCGAAAUAAAGGCGUGGAAGGAAUGUUUGAGGACAUACAUGAGAUGGAUACGGCCUUCAUUGAUGAUUCUCACCUACCCCCUGUUAAUUUAAAGGGCCAUCUGGGUAUGAAAUUAUGCAAUUAUGGUGCACCUUCCUCAACUGGGAGCAUGACAUCGCUUUCCUCUACAAAUACCCCUAAAGCUGGCCAUUUUGAUUCCUUCUGGUUGGAGCACAAUAAUCCUUCGGAGCUAGAGGAUGUUCCACAGAUGAUUAACCUUGCAGACAUAGCCCGCUCUGUGGCAAAUACAGAUCUCUCAAAGGAAGGAUCAUAUGAGUUCUUGCUUGCUUGUAUGCAAGAUCUGCAGGAUGUUUUACAGCAUAGCAAGCUCAAAGCUCUUGUAAUAGACACCUUUGGGGGUCGGAUAGAGAAACUUCUGCGGGAAAAAUAUUUACUUGCUUGUGACAUAACAGAUGCUAAGAGUCCUAAAAGUGACAGCAAGCUUAAGGAAAAUUCUAGACUUCUGUUGGAUAAUGCAUCUCAAAGUAGUGCUAUGUCAACUCCUGUACAUUCAUCACAUAAAGAGAGGACAAGCAUUGAUGAUUUUGAAAUCAUCAAACCAAUUAGUAGAGGUGCAUUCGGAAAAGUCUUUCUUGCACGGAAACGGAUAACAGGAGAUUUGUUUGCAAUAAAGGUGCUCAAGAAACUGGAUAUGUUGCGCAAGAAUGAUGUUCAGCGCAUUUUAGCAGAGCGCAACAUACUAAUAACAGUUCGAAACCCAUUUGUGGUUCGAUUUUUUUAUUCCUUCACCUGCAGGGAUAACCUCUAUUUGGUUAUGGAAUAUCUCAAUGGAGGUGAUCUAUACUCUUUGCUGAGAAAAGUUGGUUGCCUUGAGGAAGAUGUAGCUCGUAUAUAUAUUGCGGAACUGGUACUUGCUUUAGAAUAUCUCCAUUCUCUUGGGAUUGUGCAUCGGGAUCUGAAACCAGACAAUAUAUUGAUUGCACAUGAUGGGCACAUCAAGCUCACAGACUUCGGGCUAUCGAAAAUUGGCCUUAUAAAUAGCACCAUGGAUUUAGCAGGACCGGAGACAAAUGAAGAUGAAGUCUCAGAUGCUCAUAAUCCACACAUACAAACAGAAGAAACAAAUCGGCAGUCAGCUGUUGGAACACCUGACUAUCUGGCUCCUGAAAUUCUUCUUGGGACUGAACAUGGUUAUGCUGCUGAUUGGUGGUCCGUGGGGAUAAUCUUAUUUGAACUUAUAACUGGAAUUCCUCCCUUCACUGCUGAACGGCCUGAGAUAAUUUUCGACAACAUUCUGAAUAGGAAAAUCCCCUGGCCUCCUGUCCCAGAGAGCAUGUCUUAUGAAGCCCACGACCUGAUUAACAGGUUGAUUACUCACGAUCCAGAUCAACGCUUAGGAUCAAAUGGAUCAGCAGAGGUUAAAUCAUAUCCUUUUUUCAGAGGAAUAGAUUGGGAUAACCUUGCAUUGCAGAAGGCUGUCUUUGUACCAAGCCCGGACAGUGCAGAUGAUACUAGCUACUUUGUGUCGCGUUUCUCUCAAAUGUCUAGUGGAAUGCCAAAUGAUUGUAGCAGUAGCCAUUCAGAUACUGAUGCUUACGACUCAUCCCCGAAUUCUGGAGUAGAGAUGGAUGAAUGUGGUGAUCUGGCAGAGUUUGAUUCUUCUCCGCUUAAUCUCUCCUUGAUUAAUUUUUCUUUCAAGAAUCUAUCACAGUUGGCGUCUAUUAACCAUGAUGUGUACUUACAAACUGGGAAGGAUUCAGCAAAGAAUUCUCCAUCUAGAGCUCCAAACAGGUAGUUCUUUUAUUAGUCAUCAGACCUCGUUGAUAGGUAAUUUGUUUAUAAUUUUUAGGUGGUAGAGAAGUUAGAAUAGGAAAGGAUGAAUAUCCCCGCAAGGCGAGAGACACAGAGAUAGAGAGCCGAGAUUUUUCUUUUCCUCUAAUUUUUUUUUUUUUUAAUCCUUUUAGAGGUCAUAAUCAUGAUCAUGUAAUUAAAUAAUAAAAUGCUUUUCUUUGUAAAGAAACAAUAAAAUCAAAGGAAAAGUAGAAUAUCCUUUUUCA